CUUGGAUCGUCUGCAACAAAUUCUAGAAUGAGUGACAAGGAGCAAAGCAACCGAGAGGUCGAAGUCGAAGGAACUAAGCCUCCGACUCCAAUGGCGGAAACCGACCAGUCCCAGCAGCAGCAACAGCCACAGCAGAGUUCGGGCGUGAAUCUGGAGAAGAUGAGUAGAUUUAGCAUUUGGCCUCCCACGCAGCACACACGGGAAGCCGUUAUCAAACGCCUCGUUGAAACCCUAUCUACCCCUUCUGUCCUCUCUAAGCGCUACGGAUCUAUGCCACCAGAGGAGGCCUCCUCUGCCGCUCGCCAAAUCGAAGAGGAAGCCUACUCUGCCCCUUCCUUAGCUGCCUCUUCCAACACAGCCGAAGACGACGGGAUCGAGAUUCUUCAGCUCUACUCUAAGGAGAUCAGCAAGAAAAUGCUCGAAACUGUAAAAGCCAGAGCCGCCUCUGUGUCUUCCCCUGACAAUCCAUCGAAGGCUUCCGAUGCCGCCACAGAUGUCACUGCCGCGUCUGCUACUCGUCCUGCCAGUGAGGAAAUCUCAUCUGCCCAAACUGAAUCUUAGGUGAAAUUGAGUUUUGAUUUUCGUGUUAGGGUUUCUGUUACCUUUGGGUUUAUUGUUGAAGUUUUUUGUACGGCGAAAUCCAUCUGUAUUGGUUAUGGAUCGCUUCCGCUAUUAUAUUGGUAGUCUUGUGAAAUAAUGAAAUGAACUGUCGGUGGCUUUUCGUUCA
Molecule: messenger RNA, 727 nt
Organism: Macadamia integrifolia
Lineage: Eukaryota; Viridiplantae; Streptophyta; Magnoliopsida; Proteales; Proteaceae
Product: MFP1 attachment factor 1-like
Exons: 1
Coding region: 28-561 (177 amino acids)
Biological process (GO): mitotic cell cycle; lateral root development
Source: RefSeq, a predicted model, not a curated record